CUUUAGCCGAGCACGUAUCACUGGCAGUAUGGAAUGGACCUGGUUCCUGAAGCUGGACGACACCAAAUACGUUAUAGGGCAGCACCCGCACGGUAUCUUCGCCCUUGGGCAGAUUGCCUGGAUGUUCACGAGCUACAAGAAUCCACUUUACCGCCGCUUUCCCUUCCUGCGCAACAAGGUGCAUUCUACCGGAGCCUCAAUCAUCUACUUCAUUCCGUUUGUGAGAGAACUUUUCAUGAUCUUUGGGCACAUCGACGUCUCUCGAUCUGCCUUGAAGCGAACCCUCAACAAGGGCUCUAGCGUGGGGAUCGUUGUCGGGGGCGAGGCCGAAGUACUCCUUGCCAGAAACGAUGAAGACACGGUUGUGCUCAAGGAGAGGAAAGGGUUUGUCAAGCUUGCGCUGCAGAACGGGGCGGACUUGCUGCCCACAUACUGCUUCCACAACACCAACGUGUUCCAUAUAAACACGUCUCUCCUCCGAGGGUUUCGCAAGUGGCUGCAGAAGAACUUCAAAUGCUCGAUCCCUGUCUGCUGGGGAUGGCGGGGAACGCCUCUUCCUCAUCCCGUGCCGCUCUGCCUCGCCAUCGGAGAUCCCAUAAAGGUGCCAAAGCCUUCGCCCGGACAGGAGAUCACCGACAAGAUGGUCGACGAGUACCACAAGAAGUACAUCGAAGCUCUCACGAAGCUCUUUGAGGAGUGCAAGGCUGCUGCCGGAUACCCAGAGGAUCGCAUGCUUAACGUGGUUGAUGCUCACUACGUUCAUCCUGAAUGCAUCAAGGCCAAACUGCUGUGAGCGCCGCUAGAGUGCGUGACCGUCACGGGGGCGCCUUCAAGCCCCUACCAUGACCUGUCGGCGUAGUGAAUGUCAGUGUGAAGUAUUGAACUAAAAACAACUUGAACUUGG
This is a messenger RNA of Guillardia theta CCMP2712, 904 nucleotides long. RefSeq lists its product as hypothetical. NCBI's taxonomy places the organism in Eukaryota, Cryptophyceae, Pyrenomonadales, Geminigeraceae. The record is from RefSeq and is a predicted model, not a curated record. Gene Ontology annotation, biological process: triglyceride biosynthetic process. Bases 29 to 793 code for a protein of 254 amino acids. Gene Ontology annotation, cellular component: endoplasmic reticulum membrane. The transcript is spliced from 11 exons. Gene Ontology annotation, molecular function: diacylglycerol O-acyltransferase activity.